AUGCAUCUUUCUCAGGUAGUCUUGCCGGUCCUUUAUUUUUGCGCUGCUGUUGUGGAUUCCUCCUCAUGGAACGGGUCGUAUCCACGAAAAACCUGUACCAUUGCUUCAAAAUAUCGCUCUUCGAAUGGGACAUUGAAUGAUUCACCUGCUGUGGCUUCCGCCUUUGCAGAAUGCUCGCAAGAUGCAAUCAUUGUAUUCAGUGAGGGGUUAGACUACAAUAUCUUGACUCCCAUCAGUGCGACCAAUCUCAGCAACGUGGAGAUCCAUUUGCAGGGCAAUCUUCAUCUCCCCCGAAAGAUAACCGCUGUCCAGGCAGCUGUUAAUGCCAGCAAUGCUCUCACGUAUUCUACCGCUCUCUACUGGUUUAAGUUUGCUGGGGCAUCCAUUGAUUUCAUCGGAACUAGCAAUCUCACAAACGGCUGGAUAUAUUCAUAUGGCCAGGCUUGGUGGGAUGCAAAUCCCGUCAAUGGAACUGGCAUCGCUGCUCGGCCUCAUCUAAUGAGCUUCAAUACUACCCAUGGCUCAAUCCAACACUUCAAGUCAAAAAAGCCAAUUGCCUGGGGUGUGCAACUUAUUGGAAAUGCUAUCACAGUCAGUGAUACUGUUGUUGAUGCCUUUUCGACAACUGGAAGCUUUCCCUUUAAUACGGAUGCUUUUGAUGUGACCGGCACGAACAUCAAGAUUCUCGACAGCCUUAUUUUCAAUGGAGACGACGCCAUUGCAGUUCAAUCUGGCGCACAUGAUAUUCUCUUCCAAGGUGGAACGAUCGGGUACCAAAGCCAUGGGAUGAGUAUCGGCUCUUUGGGACAAAAUCAAGGCUCCUUUGCGAACGUCUCCAAUAUCAAAUUCAACAAUGUAACAGUCAUCAACGCCGUAUACGCUGCCCGUUUCAAGUCUUGGAUUGGGGGGCAAGGCCUGGCAAAGAAUGUCACUUGGUCUAAUAUCCGGACUCAUAAUGUUACCUUCCCCAUAUUUGUCACGCAAACGUAUUAUAACCAAGGCUCGAAUCAAACACAACUCGAAAAUGGCGCAACGAUUGGGAGACCGAACAACUCUACAGUCCAGAUGAGUGACUUCACAUGGGAAAAUUUUACAGGGUCAAUUAACACCUUUCGACCUGGAGAUGGAUCUUGUGUAACAGAUCCCUGCUGGUAUGAUGCUGGUUUGCCGAACUUGACUCAUACGGAAGCUAUGAUUAUGGAGUGCAACACGAAUUCAUCUUGUCAGAAUUUUGCGACAAAAAAUAUUCAUGUGUUUUCGCAACUUGAGAAAGCCGCGACGGUUAUUUGUCUAAACGCUACGGCCGAGUUGAAUCCAGAUCUGGGGUUUGAUUGUAGGAAUGGAACGUAUAUUCCAUUUUUAAGCUAG
Messenger RNA from Lachnellula hyalina, 1368 nucleotides. RefSeq names its product putative exopolygalacturonase C (gene pgxC). Gene Ontology annotation, biological process: carbohydrate metabolic process. The record is from RefSeq and is a predicted model, not a curated record. NCBI's taxonomy places the organism in Eukaryota, Fungi, Ascomycota, Leotiomycetes, Helotiales, Lachnaceae. The transcript has a single exon. The coding region runs from base 1 to 1368 and encodes 455 amino acids. Gene Ontology annotation, molecular function: polygalacturonase activity.